Molecule: messenger RNA, 1265 nt
Organism: Solea solea (common sole)
Lineage: Eukaryota; Metazoa; Chordata; Actinopteri; Pleuronectiformes; Soleidae
Gene: xrcc2
Product: X-ray repair complementing defective repair in Chinese hamster cells 2
Exons: 6
Coding region: 116-961 (281 amino acids)
Biological process (GO): double-strand break repair via homologous recombination; DNA strand invasion
Cellular component (GO): replication fork; Rad51B-Rad51C-Rad51D-XRCC2 complex; centrosome
Molecular function (GO): ATP binding; four-way junction DNA binding; ATP-dependent DNA damage sensor activity
Source: RefSeq, a predicted model, not a curated record
CAACGCUGCCGUUCGUGACAUUACGGUAACGUCACCUCCGUCAUUUACGGUAAAAUGACAGGAGCGGGAAGUGAAGUGAGAUCAACACGGAGAGAAAGAGAAGCGAGGGAGAAGAAUGAGUGAAAGCGGCGCUCAGGUGUUAGCUCGGACAAAAGCUCGUCGUUGUCUCACAGACAUUGAACCUCGUCUGUUUCCUGGCAACGGUGGACCAGACCACGGUGAAGUCGUGGAAGUAUGCGGCCCUGAGAGGACAGGUAAGACAGAGCUACUCUAUCACCUCCUCUGUCGUUGUGUUCUGCCAAAGAGCGCCGGUGGACUGGAGGUGGACGUCAUGUUUGUGGACACAGAUUAUAGUCUGGACAUGUUUCGACUGGUCAGCAUCAUAGACAGCAGACUGACCACAGCUCUCUCGCCCUCUGCUGGUUCAGAUGAGGAGGUGCUGCGUUCGUGUCUGUCUCGUCUCCUGGUCGUCCACUGCUCCUCCUCCUCCCAGCUCCUCCUCACCCUCCACUUCCUGGAGAACUCCUUCUCAUCACGACCAGGCCUCGCUCUCCUCCUUAUUGACAGUAUCUCUGCCUUCUAUUGGUUGGAUCGCUGUGAGGGAGGGGCCAGCUUUUCCAAGCAGGAAGAGAAGCUCAGCAAGUGUUCGGAGCUCCUGGGACGACUGCUCAGGGAUUACAGAAUCACUGUCUUUGCCACCUGCCAUGCCAUCAGGAGGAUCCACAGUGGACCGUCUUCCUCCUCCUCCUCCUCAGACUCUGACCGUCCGUACCUCUGUCGCUCUUGGCAACGUCUGGUGACCCACCGGCUGCUGUGCUCCCGACAGGCCAGCACAGCAGGAGGCAGCAGAGAGCAGAGGACGCGGCAGAUCUUCACUGUCCACUGCUCCUCCUCCACUGGGACAAAGGCUCACAGAAUCAGCUCCUUCCAUGUAACAGAUGGAGGAGUGGACUUCACCUGAACUGUGGUUGUUGUUAUUUUAUGAACUUCAGGAGGUUUUCUGAGACUGAAUGACCUGCUUUGUUCAUGAGUUCUGGAGGUUUGUAGUGGAUCAGAGAGUCCACGGGUCAUCAGAACUAAGGUUCUGCAGGUUUAGGAUGUUAGAUGUUCUUUUAAGUGGUUUGCUGGUGUUCUAACAAUGGCACGUGUGUUAAAAUGUUCCUGAACCUUCAUGAGGUUCUUCAGGUUGUCAUGCUGAUGGAGGAUGUUGUUCCUGUUUGUCUCUUUCAGGUUCUCAUGGUCAGUUAAUAAAAGUUCUGAUUUAA